UGGUGUUGUUUAUUUUGUUGUUGAUGCUGGUCGAUUUGGUGCAAAAGGUUUAGCAAUAACAUUUGUUGCAGAUGAAACUGAGGCACAAAUUUUGAAUGAAGUUCAAAGUCGUUUGGAAGUACAAAUUGGUGAAAUGCCCGAUGAAAUUGAUGUAGUAACACACAUCGAAAAUCGUUAA
Molecule: messenger RNA, 178 nt
Organism: Rotaria sp. Silwood2
Lineage: Eukaryota; Metazoa; Rotifera; Eurotatoria; Philodinida; Philodinidae
Source: the annotation of a GenBank genome assembly